Messenger RNA from Lobosporangium transversale, 1966 nucleotides. Its product is annotated as permease family-domain-containing protein. Gene Ontology annotation, cellular component: fungal-type vacuole; membrane. Gene Ontology annotation, biological process: xanthine transport; transmembrane transport. Lineage: Eukaryota; Fungi; Mortierellomycota; Mortierellomycetes; Mortierellales; Mortierellaceae. The record is from RefSeq and is a predicted model, not a curated record. The transcript is spliced from 4 exons. Gene Ontology annotation, molecular function: xanthine transmembrane transporter activity. The coding region runs from base 110 to 1966 and encodes 618 amino acids.
CUUCUCCUUCGUCCCUCCUCAGGUCUUAUUCACACUCUUAAGAACCAUAACAAGGGAUCUUCAUUAUCCUUGAUUCGCUUAUCUAUUAUCCGACACUCAUACUUUCAGAAUGACUACCAACGAAAUCACAUCCGCACCGACUCCAGUAGACGUCCUUAUCUAUGAAGUCAGGCCAGAUCCAAAAGAGGAUGAUCUCGCUCACACAGCCGCUUCCUUUCCUACUCUCCAUAGCAUUCGUGAGGCCUUAUUUACCAAAGAUGGAUGGCUAGGGGACUACGACUACAGCUUCCUUUGUAUUCCCACUAUUCCUUGUCUCAACAAAAAAAACACUCGUCAGCCGCCUUUUUUUGGUCUCAAGACAAAGCUCCCCAUCCUGCUGGCAAUCGUCAUGGGCUUUCAGCACGCUUUGGCUAUGGUUGCAGGAGUAGUGACUCCUGUUUUGAUAAUGUCAGGCCCUGGGACAGGAAACAUGAAUCUCGACAUGUCGACUCGCUCCUAUAUGCUCUCGGCUUCAUUGAUCUCGUCAGGUCUUCUAUCUCUGAUCCAGAUUACUCGCUUUAGAAUUUUCAGAACAAGAUAUUACAUCGGUACAGGGCUCUUGUCAGUCGUUGGUACCAGCUUCAAUUUCGUACCCACAUUUGGAGCUAUGACCACUCGCAUGUACUUGAGCGGUCAGUGUCCCAUGGGUGUUGCUCCUGAUGGUGUAACUCCAGUACAUCUUCCGUGUCCCGAGGCUUGGGGCGCUUUUCUGGGCACAUGCAUGCUGUGCUCCAUUAUUGAGAUUUCACUCGCAUUCUUGCCACCCAAAAUUAUGAAGAAUUUAUUUCCACCUCUUGUCACUGGAGUCACUGUCUUUUUGAUCGGUGCUAAACUCAUUGGAACUGGACUGACGCAGUGGGCCGGAGGCUCUGGUCCAUGCAGUGCUAUGCCUUCAGAAGGCUUCUUUUCUGUCUGUCCCAACCUUGGUGCCCCUAACGCAGCGCCUUGGGCGUCACCUCAGUGGAUUGGACUUGGAUUCUUGGUUUUCAUGACUAUCAUGUUUGUGGAGUUUUUCGGAUCGCCCUUCAUGCGCAAUGCCCAAGUUGUCAUUGGACUCGUUAUUGGACUAAUCGUCGCUGCUGCCACUGGAUAUACAGACGUUACAGCUCUGGAUAAUGCCCCAACUAUUACAUUCCUCUGGGUCAAAAACUUUUCAACCUUCCCUCUAUCCAUUUAUGCACCUGCCAUCAUUCCGCUUCUCGUUACUUAUGUUUUGACCAUGGUAGAAGCAAUCGGCGAUGUCACUGCGUCAUGUGAAGUCUCCAGACUGGCAGUGGAAGGUCGCGAAUUUGAAUCCCGUGUUCAAGGAGGAGUCUUGGCUGAUGGAUUGGGAGGGUUUUUGUCUGCAAUUAUGACCAACUCUCCAAUGUCUGUCUUUGCUCAAAAUAAUGGUAUUAUCGCACUAACUAGGUGUGCGAAUACCUCAGCUGGGUACAUGUGUUGCGUGUUUUUAAUCUUGAUGGGUAUCUUCUCCAAGUUUGGAACACUGUUCCUCAUGAUCCCUGAUUCAGUUCUUGGGGGUAUGACUACAUUCCUUUUCGCUAACGUGGCUUCUUCAGGCAUGCGCAUCCUCGCGUUCCUUGAGUGGACUCGUCGCGAUCGUUUCAUUGUUUCGGCCGCCAUUUCUCUUGGACUUGGAGUGUCUUUGAUUCCAAAUGCGUUGACUCACUUUAUAUCUUACACCGGUACUUCGGCUGUUUUGCAGGGUCUUUCGGAUUCUGUUAACAUUAUUCUCUCCACCGGCUUUUGCGUUGGCGCUCUUAUUGCCAUUAUAUUGAAUCAACUCUUACCUGAGGACAAACCUGAAGCUUUGGAGGAGGAGAUUGCUGAAGAUGUUCGUCGAGCUGAUAGCAAGCAAGCAGCAAAGAUUGCUGCCCAGAUGGAGGAGGCCGUCAAUGGAGAAAAGGCAGACAUGAAACACCUGUGA